CCCCCAAUAUCGACAUCAAAGCAGAUCCGCAACCUCAUCUUCCACAGCAUUGACCUGCCACCAGAUUGCAUUCUGUGGCCCUGAGCGAAAAGAAUUGCUUCGUUUUCAAUUUCACAGCCAAUAAUUCGAGGCCAUGGCGUCUGGUUACGACAGAGCUCUGUCGGUCUGCAGCCCCGACGGACAUGUUUUCCAGGUUGAAUAUGCCGGCGAAGCUGUGAAGAGAGGUACAUGCGCUGUCGGCGUCAAAGGCAAGGAUGUGGUUGUGCUAGGAUGCGAGAAGAGGUCUGCGAUGAAGCUGCAGGACACACGAAUUACGCCUUCCAAGAUCCAGGUCUUGGAUCACCAUGUCGCUCUGGCCUUUGCCGGCCUGAACGCAGAUGCCCGAAUCCUCGUCGACAAGGCACGAUUAGAAGCCCAAUCCCACCGAUUGUCGGUUGAAGACCCCGUUACGAUCGAGUACAUUACAAAAUACGUUGCCGGUGUGCAGCAGCGCUAUACACAAGCUGGAGGUGUCCGGCCAUUCGGCAUCAGUACCCUGGUGGUUGGCUUUGACAAUGGCAGUCAGGUGCCCAGACUGUACCAGACAGAGCCUUCUGGUAUCUACUCAGCCUGGAAAGCGAACGCUAUUGGUCGCUCAAGCAAGACGGUUCGAGAGUUCCUGGAGCGAAACUACAAGGAGGAUAUGGAUAGACAGGCUACCAUCAGACUGGCGAUCAAGUCCCUUCUCGAGGUCGUCCAGACAGGCGCCAAGAACAUUGAGAUUGCCCUCAUGGCCCCCGGCGCAUCUAUGGAGCUGCUGCCGACGGACGAGAUUGAGGGCUUCGUGAAGGAAAUUGAACAAGAGAAGCAGGAGGAGGCUGCCAAGAAGAAGACGGGACGGACACCAGGCACUGGAAGCGCUGCUAUUCUGACGAGAAGCGGCGAGGACUCUGCUGCUGAAUAAAGAAUAAAUGGGACUUGGUAUUUAUUGGAAUGCAAACAAACUUAGAGCGCAGAUGAUGCCGUAUCAACAUUUGCAGAUCUGAACAAGGGAUGCCGUAAACAAAGUUGCACCCUAUCUUUGAGGGGAAAAAUGAACUCCAAUUUAUUGUGAUGCCGUGCAACGCCGCUAUUUCUUAAACACAAAUGUAUCAUGCCACUCAGCCAAGCCUGUCGGCGUCUGGUGUUGGGUCAAAGAUGGUCCUCAUGCCAUCCUGCUUUAUUCUUUCGUCCCUUAGCAACUUGUUGUUCAUUCGGACAUCGUCGCCCUCAAUGGUCAAGGCGGCCUUGGGGGUCUUGGCCUCGAGGACGAAGUGGUUGUCGCAGUGCGGGCAGUAUUCGUCGCUCUCGUCAAACUCUUGGGCGUCUUUGCGGAAGACCUUUUUGCACUUUUUGCAGGCAAAGGUCAUUUCGAAGCUCUGCUUGAGAGGAUGGUUUUCCUGCUCUUGGUGGCACUCUGCGCAGUCGAACCAUUUCCGGCAGCAGGGUGACCGGAUGGCGACUUGGGCGUUGAGAAUAUGUUUGCACAUUGUAAAGUUAGAAGCUACAGCUUAGAGCAAUUUGUUUCUGUUGUUUAUUUCUAAUAGAGACAAUGAGAGCCAAACUUUCGGUGCUGUCCACC
This is a messenger RNA of Trichoderma atroviride IMI 206040, 1600 nucleotides long. NCBI's taxonomy places the organism in Eukaryota, Fungi, Ascomycota, Sordariomycetes, Hypocreales, Hypocreaceae. The record is from RefSeq and is a predicted model, not a curated record.